Molecule: messenger RNA, 2243 nt
Organism: Arvicanthis niloticus (Nile rat)
Lineage: Eukaryota; Metazoa; Chordata; Mammalia; Rodentia; Muridae
Gene: Irf3
Product: interferon regulatory factor 3
Biological process (GO): immune system process; regulation of transcription by RNA polymerase II
Cellular component (GO): nucleus
Molecular function (GO): DNA-binding transcription factor activity, RNA polymerase II-specific; RNA polymerase II cis-regulatory region sequence-specific DNA binding; protein binding
Source: RefSeq, a predicted model, not a curated record
AGGUAACGCGGAAGAACCGGGAGGGUGGCGGCCUCAGGCGCAGGAUCAGGCAGCCCUGACGCUCAGGAGCUCGGCUACUGAAAACCAGAACGGCUACGUGUUGUAGACGGAAGCCUACAGUUUCUGCAUCCAGGCUGGAGACAGUAAAGAUUGCUGCAAGUUCAAGGCCAGUGAGCUCCAGGCCAGCAUGGGUUAAGCAAGUUGAAGACCAGCCUGUGCUACUGAAUAAGUUUGAGGGUAGUUUGGGUUACAGAGUACAUUCGAGCCCAGCCUGGGCCACACAGUGAGUUGAAGACCAGCCUUGGCUAUAUAACAAGGACAGCCUAUGCUACAUACUAAGACCCCGUCUCAAACAUCCAUAAAAACAAUAUAGAAAAAAAAAAAAAAAAAACAGAAGAAGCGACAGCUCCUGGGAGAAGACUCUGGAAAUGAGCUCAGGAACUGCCCUGUGCGCAGGCUGGAGCAUGGGAACCCCGAAACCGCGGAUCUUGCCAUGGCUGGUGUCGCAGCUGGACCUGGGGCAGCUGAAAGGCGUGGCCUGGCUGGACGAGAGCCGUACAAAGUUCAGGAUUCCAUGGAAACAUGGCCUACGACAGGACACACAGAUGGCUGACUUCGGCAUCUUCCAGGCUUGGGCAGAAGCCAGUGGUGCCUACACCCCAGGGAAGGAUAAGCCAGACCUGUCAACCUGGAAGAGGAAUUUCCGGUCAGCCCUGAACCGGAAAGAAGUGUUGCGUUUAGCUGAUGAUCGGAGCAAGGACCCUUUUGAUCCUCAUAAAGUGUAUGAGUUUGUGACUCCAGGGGCUAGGGACUUUGUAUAUGUGGACACCUCUCCUGACACCAAUGGAAAAGGCAGUCUGUCUGAUCCCCAGGAAGACCUUUGGGAAUUACUCGAUGACAUGGCCUUGGUACCCCGCACAGAUGAAGGGUCCUCAGACCUGGCUAUUACUUCCGAUCCUUCUCAACUACUGCUAAGUCCCAAUGUGAAUAACUUCCCAAACCCAGGACCCCAGGAAAAUCCACUGAGGCAGCUGCUAGCUGAGGAACAAUGGGAGUUCGAGGUGACCGCCUUCUACCGAGGCCGCCAGGUCUUCCAGCAGACACUCUUUUGCCCAGGGGGCCUGCGUCUGGUGGGCAGCACAGCUGACAACAUGACACUGCCCUGGCAGCCAGUCACCCUGCCGGACCCUGAGGGGUUUCUGACAGACAAGCUUGCGAGGGAGUAUGUGAGGCAUGUACUCAAGGGGCUGGGCAAGGGGCUGGCACUGUGGCGGGCAGGACAGUGCCUCUGGGCCCAGCGCCUAGGCCACUCGCAUUCCUUCUGGGCUCUGGGUGAGGAGCUGCUUCCAGACAGUGGGAGAGGGCCUGUUGGAGAGGUACCCAAGGACAAGGACGGAGGCGUGUUCGACCUUAGGCCCUUUGUGGCAGAUCUGAUUGCCUUCAUGGAAGGAAGUGGACACUCCCCACGCUACACUCUGUGGUUCUGUGUAGGGGAAUUGUGGCCCCAGGACCAGCCGUGGGUCAAGAGGCUUGUGAUGGUCAAGGUUGUUCCUACAUGUCUUAAGGAGCUGUUAGAGAUGGCCCGGGAAGGGGGAGCCUCCUCACUGAAAACCGUGGACUUGCACAUCUCCAACAGCCAGCCUAUUUCCCUUACCUCUGACCAGUACAAGGCCUGCCUCCAGGACUUGGUGGAGGACAUGGACUUCCAGGCCACUGGAGAUAUCUGAGCCCUGCUCAGCUGCUACCAAUAAACCAGUUUAUGCCACUAUCACAAGUCUGCUGUUACACUGACCCUAGGCUGGUGGUUAUUGUACAGGAGUCUCAGUCUUCCCAUCUGCAGCUGAGGUUUAGGUGCUCAGUGAGGCACACAGACAAAAGACAGCAUGGCUGCCAGCUCUUAACCCCUCCCCAAGGUCCCAGAGAAAGUAUCACAAAGGAAGCAAGAGACAAGACAGGUCCAGGGCUACAUACUGUCCCAGCACAGAGCAAGGAAAGCUAUCCCAGGCUGUGAGCUACCUGAGUAGUGGUGGAUGGCAACCAGCAAGCUUGAUAUGGGGCAGGCUGACUCACCACCAUAGAUUGAGUCACUGCAGCCUCAUAGUGCUGCUGACCAGAGGCCACUCAGGUGCUACUGGGCCCUGCCUCCUGUUACUACCCCCACAUUCCUGAGUUUGGUGUGGCACCUUCAUGGUCCCCCCUUCACCCUAACUCUUUCCUCCUGAAAAAGAAAAAAACAUUUCAUG